GAGAUUUUAAGCAUAAGAAGAUGUCUCUUAGAAUAAAGGCAGUGGUAGAUAAGUUUGUUGAAGAGUUGAAGGAAGCAUUAGAUGCUGAUAUACAGGAUAGGAUCAUGAAGGACAGAGAGAUGCAAAGUUAUAUUGAAGAACGUGAGCGAGAGGUUGCUGAGCGUGAAGCUGCUUGGAAGGCUGAUCUUUCUCGUCGUGAGGCAGAGAUUGCUCGUCAAGAAGCAAGGCUCAAGAUGGAGAGAGACAAUCUUGAGAAAGAGAAAAGCGUCUUGAUGGGAACUGCAUCAAAUCAAGAUAACCAAGAUGGAGCUCUUGAAAUUACAGUAAGCGGUGAAAAAUACCGUUGCCUCAGAUUUGCCAAGGCAAAAAAAUGAGGCUUUGCCUGGGGUGACAUGAAGGAAAAGUAAGUUCUACACUCCCCAACCCCAAAUGGGGGCUAGUCCUGCUGAGCACUUGCAUGCAAUGCCAAGCUCAAUUCAUGUACAUUUGUUGAAAUUCAACUGUUUAGUUGUGGUUUAUUAUUCCUCUCAGAUUUGAGAAAAGUGUUGGUAAUUGCUCAAUUGAAUUGUUUAUAUGAAAAUUUUCUGUCAUGAUAU
This is a messenger RNA of Gastrolobium bilobum, 596 nucleotides long. RefSeq lists its product as uncharacterized. The transcript has 2 exons. Bases 21 to 374 code for a protein of 117 amino acids. The record is from RefSeq and is a predicted model, not a curated record. NCBI's taxonomy places the organism in Eukaryota, Viridiplantae, Streptophyta, Magnoliopsida, Fabales, Fabaceae.